AUGAUGGUAGGCAAUGACAUGAACGACGACUCUAUCCACCGCGUAGAAGAAAAUCUAAGGAACGAAAAAGGGGUUUUAAGCCGGCCGCUCAAGCCCGAAUUUUCGCAGCCUGGACGAGGUCCCGAGGCCAGUCUGGACGAGGUCCUCGCCAGCUACAAGUGCCCCCACCCGAUCGAAGUGGGUGAGGCAGUCGUCGAGAUCCCUGCCGCGCACGGACGCUACGAGCCUCCUCCCGGGCUCGUGGAGGACGAAACAGUCGUGGAGGACGAAACAGUCGUGGAGGACGAGGUCGCCACCAAAACCCCUAUCGCACAUCGACGGUGCGAGCCCUCGUCUAGACUCGCCGCAGCCGUCGGUCGCCCAAGCCGUCCGUUCCUCGAUCCUGACGCUUCUGUCGCUGCUGCUCCUUCCUGGCCUCCCGUCAUUCGCUACCAGUGUGUCCGAGAUUCAGGAUAUGUUGUCAGUGAUUGA
Messenger RNA from Gregarina niphandrodes, 471 nucleotides. RefSeq lists its product as hypothetical. The record is from RefSeq and is a predicted model, not a curated record. The transcript has 2 exons. Bases 1 to 471 code for a protein of 156 amino acids. NCBI's taxonomy places the organism in Eukaryota, Apicomplexa, Conoidasida, Eugregarinorida, Gregarinidae.